UUUCUUCUCUCUCUUGUUUCUCUCUCUAGGGUUGGUGGCAUUGGCAGUGUGGUUUCCUCUUCUGCAGGUGAUGUGAUUUCUUCCCUGAAUUAGCAAAUUCCACAUGAUUUUUAAACCCCUUCCAUUUCUCAUAGAAUCAAACUGCUGGCUGUCUCAACGUCUCCCCUAUUUCUACAUACAUAAAUAAAUUAUGUUUUGUUCAUUUUCCACUUUUGCAUUUGUACAAAAUGCAGCCCUUGUUUGCUAUCCCUUUUUAUGUACUACAAAUUUUGUGUAUAUUGGUAAUUUCUAGGCAUGAGUUUGGUAAAUGCGGAUUAGGGACAAUUUUUGAUAAUUUCUAUACAUUUUGAUAUAAAUAGAAUAAUUAUUUACAUUCCGAUAAUUUUAAUUAUAAUUGAUUUAAACAAACGAAAAUAAAAUAAAAUGAAAAGUGGCUAAAAAUUUUGGGGCCAUCUUAUAGCUGUGGACAUUUUUUUUUGUGAGCGCAGAUAAAUAAACUGGGGUUGUGGACAAAAAAGAGGCGGGGCUAUUGGAAGUUUCCGCCUUACAGUGGAUGCCCUAAGGGCUGAAGCCGCUUGCUCGGAAUUGUAAAAUUGAUGAGAUGCAAAUUGCAGUAAAGGUGUAGGAAGAUGGUGAGGCAAAAGAUUGAGAUAAAGAAGAUCGAUAACUUGACAUCGAGGCAGGUGACUUUUUCGAAGAGGAGAAGAGGGCUUUUCAAGAAAGCGAAAGAACUCGCCACACUCUUUGCGAUGCUGAGAUUGCUCUCAUUGUUUUCUCGGCCACCGGCAGGCUCUUCGACUACUCCACCUCCAGCAUGAUGCAAGUGAUUCAAAAGCGUAAGGUGCAACCAGCUGAGGGUAUCAACCGAUUCCGGCAAACUCUCCUCAGUCAGGUGGGAGGCGACAACAAUGAUGCGAUCAGCAAGGAACACAUGGCCUUGACUCGCGAAUUCAAUCGGCUUAAGGGAGAAGAGCUCGAAGAGCUCGACAUGAAUGAACUGGCCAGGCUAGAAAGAGUGGUAGAGUCAGCCUUGGGACGAGUUGCUAAAAAAGUUUAUGUUCGAGAUCAGCAAGCUGGAGACAAGGGGAAUCGAACUGGAGAAAGAAAAUGCGAUGCUGAAACAGCAAGCUGAGAAACCAGAAACGCAGCGGAGCAAGGAAGUACGGUUGAGUCCAUCGCCAACUCCUAUGGCUUUCGCGGCCACUAUCCGGACCAGGGCAAGAGCAUCUCCGAUACUGCUCUCAAGCUGGGGUGUGUAUGAGGAAGGUUUAUAAACCCUAGUUAUCAAACGUGACUUGAUAAAAAGGUAAUAUUGUCGAAAGAGCCACAAAAUUUGGUCAAAUUCUGUUCUAUCUCGUAAAUUUAAAAAUCAGACAGAAUCAUCAUGAAGCUUGGAUUUGUUCACUUUUAGUGGUGAUUUUUUUUUUUGUAUAUAAUAGCCGAGAAAGCAUAUGUGAAUGUCUCACUAGUGGUGAGUUAAAUGA
Messenger RNA from Salvia splendens (bonfire salvia), 1484 nucleotides. RefSeq lists its product as uncharacterized. NCBI's taxonomy places the organism in Eukaryota, Viridiplantae, Streptophyta, Magnoliopsida, Lamiales, Lamiaceae. The coding region runs from base 815 to 1132 and encodes 105 amino acids. The transcript has 7 exons. The record is from RefSeq and is a predicted model, not a curated record.